Messenger RNA from Microdochium trichocladiopsis, 690 nucleotides. RefSeq lists its product as uncharacterized. The coding region runs from base 1 to 690 and encodes 229 amino acids. Gene Ontology annotation, biological process: regulation of transcription by RNA polymerase II. The record is from RefSeq and is a predicted model, not a curated record. Gene Ontology annotation, molecular function: RNA polymerase II cis-regulatory region sequence-specific DNA binding; DNA-binding transcription factor activity, RNA polymerase II-specific. NCBI's taxonomy places the organism in Eukaryota, Fungi, Ascomycota, Sordariomycetes, Xylariales, Microdochiaceae. Gene Ontology annotation, cellular component: nucleus. The transcript has a single exon.
AUGUCACUAUUGUUUUCACAGGACCAAAAUUACGACCAGGAACUUGCUGCUUGUCUAGGUUUAGGGGAGCGUCAUACAUGGCGGGAGGCUUACGAGUAUCGCUCUCACCUGCCAAUUAUCCCACCCAAAGAUUAUAUGUCCCCACCUGCGCUGGGAGGCGGGAGCGGGGCCGAACUAGCUCCUCAUUUCUGGGCAACAUCGCCGUUGUCCUCGGACAGCACCGUCAACAAUGUUGAUUGCUUCGGUACCCCUCGUUUCGCAGUGGUUGGUGAGACACAGUCUGACACACUCGGGUUAGAGCGACAGCUAGCAAGUUUUGCCUUCUUCCAAGCGCCCACUGAGCCUAGCAAAGAGCUGGUGGAGGGAUGGAAUACUUAUUCUCCAUCUGAGAAGUCGGAUGGCUUGUACGAGACCAGAAUAGUGGCUUUGCCGGAAGGGAGAAACGUCACGCAGUCUUCUCCAACCAGUCAGCCGACUACAGGCCAACCUGAGCCGUCAUACGCAGCGCUCAUUCGUCGUGCUCUGUUAAGCACUGGCGAUAAAGGGAAAGGAAUGACCGUCCAAGAAAUUUACGCGUGGCUCGAAGACAACACGUCGAAAGUUGAUAAGACCGAGAAUGACUGGCGAAGUAGCGUCCGGCAUAAUCUCAGCCAAAAUAAGGUAGGAACACUAUCACAGGACAACUUGUAG